This is a messenger RNA of Gracilinanus agilis (Agile Gracile Mouse Opossum), 1323 nucleotides long. RefSeq names its product complement C3-like. NCBI's taxonomy places the organism in Eukaryota, Metazoa, Chordata, Mammalia, Didelphimorphia, Didelphidae. The transcript has 9 exons. Gene Ontology annotation, biological process: inflammatory response; complement activation. The record is from RefSeq and is a predicted model, not a curated record. Gene Ontology annotation, cellular component: extracellular region. Gene Ontology annotation, molecular function: endopeptidase inhibitor activity. The annotation marks the transcript as partial.
GUGAGGACAGACAAGAAAGAGCUCCCUGUGGACCGCCAGGCAUCUCAGCGAAUGAUAGCUCAGCCUUAUCAAACCAUAGGUGGUUCCAAUAAUUACCUGCAUCUGUCCGUGCCCUCAGUGGAGCUCAAAGCUGGCGAUAACCUGAACAUCAACUUCCACUUGCGAACAGAUGGAAAUAACAUGAACCAGCAAAUUCACUACUUCACCUAUGUGAUCAUGAACAAAGGAAUGAUAUUGAAAGCCGGGCGCCAGAAUCGUCAGCCAGGCCAGGAUGUGGUGGUGCUCACCCUGCCCCUCACAACUGACUACAUCCCCUCCUUCCGAGUGGUGGCCUAUUACCAGUUGACUCGAAAUGGCCAAAAGGAGCUUGUGGCUGACUCUGUAUGGGUGGAUGUCAAAGACACUUGCAUUGGCAAGCUGGUGGUAAAAGGAGCAGGGAAUGUGGAUAAACACCAGCCCGGGAAACAGGCCACGCUGAAGAUUGAAGGUGAUCAUGGAGCCCGAGUGGGGCUUGUGGCUGUGGACAAGGGGGUAUUUGUUCUGAACAAGAAGAAUAGAUUUACCCAGAGCAAGAUCUGGGACACAGUGGAGAAUGGAGACAUUGGCUGUACUCCAGGCAGUGGACAGAAUUAUGCUGGAGUGUUCAAAGAUGCUGGACUUGCUCUCAAGACCAACAUGCAACUUCAAACAGAACAGCGGUCUGACCCUGAGUGCCCACAGAACAAGCCAUCCAAGCGCAGGCGACGCUCUGUCCAGCUCAUGGAGAUAAGGAAUGACAAAGCUGGCCAGUAUAAGGACAGAAACUUGAGGACAUGCUGUGAGGAUGGCAUGCGUCCAAACCCCAUGAGAUACACAUGUGAAAGAAGGACAAAGUACAUCUUAGACAGUGAGGAAUGCAUCAAAGCCUUCUUGGACUGCUGUAACUACAUCACCAAGAUUCGUCUGCAGAAACAAAGAGAAAACAUCCUCAACUUGUCUCGAAGUGAUCUAGAUGAUGAUAUUGUGCCAGAAGAAGACAUCAUCUCCAGAAGCCAGUUUCCAGAGAGCUGGCUAUGGAUUGUGGAGCCUUUAUUAGAGAAGCCAGAUAAGAAUGGAAUCUCUACCAAGUCUCUCAAUGUGUUCCUCAAAGACUCCAUCACAACCUGGGAGAUUCUGGCUGUAAGCUUGUCAGAGACCAAAGGGAUCUGUGUGGCUGACCCCUAUGAGAUCACCGUGAUGCAAGACUUCUUCAUUGACCUUAGAAUGCCGUAUUCCGUGGUACGCAACGAACAGGUGGAGAUCCGCGCAGUGCUCUACAACUACAGAGAAUUUGAGACCCUCAAG